This is a messenger RNA of Musa acuminata subsp. malaccensis (wild Malaysian banana), 2372 nucleotides long. RefSeq names its product casein kinase 1. Gene Ontology annotation, cellular component: cytoplasm; nucleus. Gene Ontology annotation, biological process: peptidyl-serine phosphorylation; signal transduction; endocytosis. Lineage: Eukaryota; Viridiplantae; Streptophyta; Magnoliopsida; Zingiberales; Musaceae. The record is from RefSeq and is a predicted model, not a curated record. Gene Ontology annotation, molecular function: protein serine/threonine kinase activity; ATP binding.
UCUCUCUCUCUCUCUCGCUCGCUCGCUCGCUCGGGUCGCCUGUCUCCUUUUUGUAGUUUGGACUGCGACUAAUUUCGCGAGGAUCAUGGGGGAAUUUUUUUGAUCUCCAGAUCUUCGAUUCCUCUCUCUCGCCUCUCUUUGUUUAGCGAUUCCUCGAUCCGAUCCAUGUGCUGCAGGAGCCGAUCGUCGAGCGUCGCUCCGAGAACGGAUUAGGGUUUGGAUCCGUCGAGUCGGUGGAGAUCUUGAUCUUUUAGGGCUGAGGUUGUCUCUGGCGGCGGUAAAAUUGGUGCAGAUCGAGGCGGAUGGCUGUUGUUUUGGUGUGGCCUUCACUGAAGAGUGGUAGUACUUCUUUGGUUGGAUUCUUUUGAUUACUGGGAGAUUCGGUGGCCCGGUGCUUGCGGCUUCCGAUUCCGUGGAAUGUAGGUGUCUAGGAUCUGAAAUGGUCGGGGGUUUUAGACGCUGAUCGAGUGAAUUCUAUAGUUUUCUUCUGGCGGUGGGUGUAGAUAUCUAGCGGAUUAGAUUGUUUCGGUUCCGUUUAAUCUGUAGGAGAGAAUUGCAAGGCAGAUCGCUGGUAAGGAAGGGUCUUUUUUGUGUAAGCCUAGAGAUAUACAGGAUUUGCUAUUGCUUGAUUCUUGCGGUAGUAGUUUUUGUUGGAUUACAUUCAUUGAUGGGGCACGUUAUUGGCGGAAAGUUUAAGCUGGGCAAAAAGAUUGGAUGCGGAUCUUUCGGAGAGCUUUAUCUUGGUGUUAAUAUACAAAGUGGAGAGGAAGUAGCAAUAAAGUUGGAGUCUGUGAAAUCCAAGCACCCCCAACUUCAUUAUGAGUCAAAGUUGUAUAUGCUUCUUCAGGGAGGAACUGGAAUUCCACACCUAAAGUGGUUUUGUGUGGAAGGAGAUUACAAUGUCAUGGUCAUCGAUCUUCUCGGGCCUAGCCUUGAAGACUUGUUCAACUACUGUACUCGGAGGUUCUCACUGAAAACAGUGCUAAUGCUUGCUGAUCAGAUGAUAAACCGAGUCGAGUAUAUGCACUCAAGGGGUUUUCUUCACCGUGACAUAAAGCCAGAUAACUUUCUUAUGGGCCUUGGACGCAAGGCAAAUCAGGUUUACAUCAUUGACUAUGGCCUUGCAAAGAAAUAUAGGGAUCUUCAAACUCAUACACACAUACCAUACAGGGAGAAUAAGAACCUGACUGGAACAGCACGUUAUGCAAGUGUUAAUACACAUCUUGGUGUUGAGCAAAGCCGGAGAGAUGAUUUAGAAUCUCUUGGUUAUGUACUUAUGUAUUUUCUAAGAGGAAGCCUUCCAUGGCAAGGACUAAAAGCUGGCAAUAAAAAGCAGAAGUAUGAUAAAAUUAGUGAAAAGAAAAUGCUUACUCCUGUAGAGGCACUUUGCAGAUCAUAUCCAUCAGAAUUUAUAUCUUACUUCCACUAUUGUCGUUCCUUGCGGUUUGAGGACAAGCCAGAUUAUUCUUACUUGAAGCGGCUAUUUCGUGAUCUAUUUAUUCGGGAAGGGUAUCAGUUUGAUUAUGUUUUUGACUGGACUAUUUUGAAGUAUCCCCAGAUUGGUGCUAAUCCUCGAGUACGGCAACCAAGUGGAAGAACAAAUGGAACUAUUGGUCAGUCUUUGGAAAGGGCAGAAGGAACUUCAGCGGGGCAAGAGGUUCGGGAUAGGUUCUCAGGUGCGGUUGAGGCAUUUGCCAGAAGGAAUGCCUCAAAUUAUGGUCAUCAUGGUGAACACUCCAAACACAAAAUAUCGGAUGAUGCUCAUAUAACACACAAGGAAGCUACGGAACCAGAGAAACUCCGUACAAAGUCUCGCAGUGGGAGCACAUCCAAGAGGGCUAUUUUCUCAAGCAGCCGGCCGAGUUCCUCCGUCGAGCCUAAUGAGACUCAACACGGCAGAACAAGCAGGAUAUUUUCUAGUGGCAGCCGCCCUUCCAGUGCCCAAAGGGUGCAUCAGCCGGUUGCUGAUUCCAGGUCUUCAUCCGUCUACAGAUCCGCAGCUGUCCGAGGAUCAUCCCGGAACGAACCUCUUCUUCGAAGCUUGGAACACCUCUCUCUUGGUGCAGAAAAGAGAAAGUAAGACACGCCCAUUAUAUGUUCCUCUUUCGAGGGCCAUUAUCCUGAUUAACCCUUGUAUCAGUAUGUCAUACCUAAUCAUGCUACAAUAUGGCCUGAUGGGUCAUAGGAUGAGCUUCUAAGGCCUAACUUUUCAACUUUUACAUUCAAUAACCGAAGUCAAAAAGCUGCCUAAGACUUGCCAUAUCACCAAUCUCAAACCUUCAAGAACUGCCAUCGCCCGGCAACGCUUUUCACGGUGGUAAUAAUAACGUUGUAUAGAUCCAUCUCUUUGGUGAAAACAUUUCUUGGUGCUC